This is a messenger RNA of Mus caroli (Ryukyu mouse), 2307 nucleotides long. RefSeq names its product zinc finger CCHC-type containing 18 (gene Zcchc18). NCBI's taxonomy places the organism in Eukaryota, Metazoa, Chordata, Mammalia, Rodentia, Muridae. The record is from RefSeq and is a predicted model, not a curated record. Gene Ontology annotation, cellular component: nucleus.
CUCUCUUUUGUCUCAAUGGGCAGAGACUAAAAGCCGCCGCUGCUGCUCUGCAGGCUGAAAUUGAGGGCGGGGGCAGCUGUAGCUGCCUUGGAAACCGUGACUGCGACUCUACUACCCCUGGCUGGGCGACACUGCAGAGAGCCUAGCCCAGACAGCUCAGAGGCUGAGGCGCCAUCCUUUCCUCUGCAAGGCCUACGAGGUGAGACAGCUCUUCGCAGCAGACCCUGAGCAUCCUCUGCUCACCUAAGAAGCAGCUCAUCAAAGCCGAUUUCAAACGUGAAUUCUGUGUGACUGAUUGCAGAGCUGUUUAGACUAGAGGCCCAGAGCACCUGGAUCUGAGAGUCUGCGGUCAGAGAUCAAUCCUACCCGGACAAGAGCUAUUGCGGAAAGCACCUGUUGCAGAGACUAGGCUUGAAAUAAAGGUGGAAGCCAGUCUCUGAGCUCUGUUCCUACCCAAACACAAGGAAGAGGCUGCUGGGGAACGUUCCUUUGGAGGUUUCUGCAGAUUGGACUGUUUUUGUUUGCAGAAAGUCCAGGCGUCUUGUAUUCAGAUAUCCAAUUGUUGUCAGGCAUGGCUAGCCUCCUUGCUAGGAUGGGUAACAGUCGCCGGCAGAAUGCAGCUUUUAUGCCUUUUGCCCAUUCCAUGCUGAGGGCCCUGGGGAGGAGCCUUGGUCCUUUGAUUGCCAACAUUGCAGAGAGAAACAUACAGUCGUUCUCUGGGAGGGCAGAGCUAGGACCCGGGGAAGAAACCUUUGAAAACUGGCUAAGCCAAGUCCAUGAGGUCCUGCCAGAUUGGCCUAUGUCUGAAGAAGAAAAGAUCAAACGCCUGAUGAGAACCCUUAGGGGCCCUGCCCGGGAGGCCAUGCGUUUAUUCCAGGCUGACAAUCCCAAUCUAAAUGUCGCUGAAUUUUUGCGGGCAAUGAAGCUGCUCUUUGGAGAGUCUGAGAGCAGUAUAACAGCACAUGGCAAAUUUUUAAACACCCUGCAGGCACAGGGAGAGAAACCAUCCCUGUAUGUGAUCCGUUUAGAGGUGCAGCUACAGAAUGCUAUCCAGGCAGGGGUCCUUCCUCAGAGCGAGGCAAACAGGACUCGCCUGCACCAGCUCCUUGUAGGGGCUGAGCUGAGUAGGGAGCUGCGCACCAAGCUUAAGGGUCUUCUCCAAAUGCAUGCGCAUAAUGAGCAGGAAAGCCUUCCUGACUUCCUGGAGUUAAUCAGGAUGAUAAGGGAGGAAGAGGAUUGGGAUGAGACUUUCCUUAGAAAUAAGCGGCCCAGAAGAUCUGAGACAGUAAUGGAGCGGGCAGCCAGCCCUGUCGUCUUUCAGGGCUCCCUGCCUAUAGUGAUAGGCAGUGCCGACUGUAAUGUCAUAGAGAUAGAUGAUUCCCAGGAUGAUUCGGAUGAAGAUGUGAUUCUGGUGGAGCCUGAGGACCCUCCACUCUCAUCCCCAGGUGCCUCAUCCCUCCGAGGCACAGCCAGUACUCAGGAAGAAAUGCUAAUUAUUGAAUCCCCUGAUGAUUUUGAUGAGGAGUCUCCUUCUACUAGCAGUGGUUCUGGGCAAAGGAAUAAUGGGCCUGGGGAUCUAGGUAGAACCAGAAAGCGCAAGUACCCAAUCCGCUGUCCUCAUUGUGGUGAAGAGGGCCACGCCAAAGAAACCUGUGACAAUACCAGCAACAAGGGCCAGGUUUUUGAGAAUUUGAUAGUCACUCUGCAGGAGCUGACUCACAUGGAGAGACCAAAACCCUCUGUACCAUACUAAGGUGUGACACUCGGCCCCAGAUCAGUGUUUGAAUCUCCUCAGAAGCUAAUUCUGGAGGAAAAAGGGAUGGGGUGGACUGCUGACAUAAGGAAUUCAUUUAGAACAAGCGUUUUCUUUGGAGAAGAAAAAGCAAACUGGGGUACCAUGCAACAGAGAGGCAUGGGCCCACAUCAUUCCUUGCUCAUUCCAUUAACUGCUUAAUGGUUGUUUCUCUGUGUGUCUUUCUCUGGUGAUUUUAAUCUAUCCGUGAAGUGGUACCUUUUUGAACCUUCCAAAUGAAAUUAAAAAGAAAAAAACUAAAGUGUGCAUUACCUGAAAAAUCUCACCCUGAACUGUCAGCCCUUUGGUGAAUGUCCUGCAUAUUUCCCUGUACCUGUGUGCCUCGGUAUAUAUGUAUUGAUAAAAGUGAUCACAUGUAAGUGCUGUUCUAUAGUAUGUAUUUUUUCAUCAGGCAGUAUAUAUUGUGGACUUCUAAAUAGAUGAAUAUAUAACCAUCUAAUGUCAUGCAUACUAUAUCUUUGGUGAAGACAAAUAAAAACUGAAACUAAUUGUAA